UUCUCCUCAAGUCCUCCACUCAACAGAAGUCACAUACUUUUGAGUGUCCAAUGGUAGCUCUUGCAGCUGAGCUGAGUUCAUGGGAACAGAGAAGAGAAACUUGAGCUGAUGGUCUGUUCCCAGGACCUGAGGCCCUGACCACCAUGAGUCCCAUCUUUCUGAUGUCCCUUCUCUUUGGCCUGACUUUUGGGCAGGCAAUGUCUUUUUGUGCGCCCACUGAGUAUAUCAUCCACGUGGAGAAGAGAGAAUGUGCCUACUGCUUGGCCAUCAACACAACCAUCUGUGCUGGAUUCUGCAUGACACGGGACAGCAAUGGUAAGAAAUUGCUCCUCAAAAGCGCCCUGUCCCAGGAUGUGUGCACGUAUAAAGACCUGGUGUACAGAACAGUGGUACUCCCUGGCUGCCCACGACACAUCGUCCCCUAUUACUCUUACCCAGUGGCGACGAACUGCAAGUGUGGUAAAUGUAACACUGAUUACAGUGACUGCAUUCAUGAGACAGUCAGGACAGACUAUUGCACUAAACCACAGAAGUCCUAUAAUGUGUGAGCUUAUUACUGAAUGAGGUAGAAAUGUACCUUCUGCCCCACAGUUAGCUAGUGGCUAUCUAUAGCUGAA
Molecule: messenger RNA, 617 nt
Organism: Trachemys scripta elegans
Lineage: Eukaryota; Metazoa; Chordata; Testudines; Emydidae
Gene: TSHB
Product: thyroid stimulating hormone subunit beta
Exons: 3
Coding region: 144-548 (134 amino acids)
Biological process (GO): G protein-coupled receptor signaling pathway
Cellular component (GO): extracellular region; cytoplasm
Molecular function (GO): hormone activity
Source: RefSeq, a predicted model, not a curated record